Mandrillus leucophaeus (drill) is the source of this 1536-nucleotide messenger RNA. Its product is annotated as zinc finger protein 736-like. Gene Ontology annotation, molecular function: DNA-binding transcription activator activity, RNA polymerase II-specific; RNA polymerase II cis-regulatory region sequence-specific DNA binding. Gene Ontology annotation, cellular component: nucleus. The transcript is spliced from 7 exons. The record is from RefSeq and is a predicted model, not a curated record. Gene Ontology annotation, biological process: regulation of transcription by RNA polymerase II. Lineage: Eukaryota; Metazoa; Chordata; Mammalia; Primates; Cercopithecidae.
AUGGAUGUCUUCACCUGCCAGGGUCAAGGACAGGGUCAGCGGGACUAUGCUCCCUUCAUCCAGUUAUGCCCCAAUUACACUGACCUGGUACCCUGGAGAGCUGGUGGCUCUGAGUCGAGUUCCUGUUUGCACUAUUCCACCUUCUCCGAUCCUGGAGCUCCUCGGUGCCUCUAUUCCUGUUAUCCCGUGACCUGCAGGUACUGGAAGAUUCAUAGUGAGGACGACGGAACAUCCGGAGGCUGGGAAAUGGGAGUGUUAACAUUCAGGGAUGUGGCCAUAGAAUUCUCCCCAGAAGAGUGGGAAUGCCUGGACUCUGCUCAGCAGUGUUUGUAUAGGGAUGUGAUGUUAGAGAACUACAGAAACCUGGUCUCCUUGGGUCUUGCUAUCUUUAAGCCAGACUUGAUGACCUGUCUGGAGCGAAGAAAGCCCUGGAGUGUGAAGAGACAGAAGACGGUAGCCAAACACCCAGCUGGCUCUUUUCAUUUUACUGCAGAGGUAUUGCCAGAGCAUGACAUAAAAGAUUCAUUUCAAAAGAUGAUUCUUAGAAAGCAUGGAAGCUGUGACCUUAAUACUUUACAUUUAAAGAAAGACUACCAAAGUGUGGGUAGUUGAAAGGGGCAGAAAAGCAGUUACAAUGGCGUUGAUCAAUGUUUGUCAACUACCCAUAGCAAAACCUGUCAAUGUAAUAAAUGUUGCAAAGCUUUUGAGUUGUGCUCAGUCUUCACUGAACAUAAGAAAAUUUUUAGCAGAGAGAAAUGUUACAAAUGUGAAGAAUGUGGCAAAGACUGUAGGUUGUCAGAUUUUACCAUACAGAAGAGAAUCCAUACUGCAGAGAGAUGCUACAAAUGUGAAGAAUGUGCUAAAGUUUUUAAAAAGUUCUCAAACCUUACUAAACAUAGUAGAGUUCAUACUGAAGAGAACCCCUACAAAUGUGAAGAAUGUGGCAAAACCUUUACCUGCUCCUUAACCCUUAUUAAACACAAGAGAAUUCAUACUGGAGAUAGACCCUACGACUGUGAAGAAUGUGGCAAAGCCUUUACCUGCUCCUCAACCCUUAAUAGCCACAAGAGAAUUCAUAUGGAAGAGAGACCCUACAAAUGUGAAGAAUGUAACAAAGCCUACAGGUGGUUCUCACACCUUGCUCGACAUAAGAGAAUUCAUACUGGAGAGAAACCUACAAAUAAACCCUACAAAUGUAAUGAAUGUGGAAAGGCUUUUAUGUGUAUCUUGGCCCUUAGUCAACAUAAGAGAAUUCAUACUGGAGAGAAACCCUACAUCUGUGAAGAAUGUGGCAAAGCCUUUACCCGCUCCUCAACCCUUACUAACUACAAGAGAAUUCAUAUGGAAGAGAGACCUUACAAAUGUGAAGAAUGUGGCAAAACCUUUAAGUGCUUCUCAGUCCUUACUAAUCAUAAGAGAAUUCACACUGGAGAGAAACCCUACAAAUGAGAAGAAUGUGGCAAAGCAUCAAGCUCGUUCUCACACUUCAUUAGACAUAAGAGAAUUCAUACUAGAGAGAAGCUCCACAAGUGUUAA